Messenger RNA from Angiostrongylus costaricensis, 558 nucleotides. The record is from the annotation of a GenBank genome assembly. Lineage: Eukaryota; Metazoa; Nematoda; Chromadorea; Rhabditida; Metastrongylidae.
AUGGAUUUGACUUUGUUCCCGUUCGACAAGCAGUUAUGCAAGCUAGGGUUUGAAAGUUAUGGCUAUACUGCCGAUCAAGUGCACUACAAAUGGUCGUCUGGAUCACGACCUGCUUUGAAACUUCACAAAAUUCGCUUACCGGACUUUACUAUCAAAGAUGCUUACGUGACGAAUCAGAUGGAAAUCUAUGCAACUGGGAACUACUCUCGCCUAUACGUUUGCUUUGUGUUUUCUCGCUCGUCUGGCUUCUGUUUUCUACAGUUAAUCAUUCCAUCAACAGCUGUUGUCAUAACAUCCUGGGUAUCCUUAUGGAUGGAAAGUGAGACCGAGUUUCAGGAUAUGAUAUCGAUUAUUCUGGCAAUUACAUUUUUGAUAUUUUCCUACAAUGAGAUGAUGCCUCGUGUCAGUUAUAUCAAAGCGAUGGAUAUCUACCUUGGUGUUUGUUUUAUGAUCGUCUUUUUAUCAUUGAUCAAACUCGCAUUCGUGAAGUAUAUGCGACAACGGAUCAGGAUUGAUAGGUAUAUGCAACGCUAUUAUGAUUUAAACUGGAAUGAAUGA